AUGGACAGAGAGGAUUUCGACUUCUUAACAUUCAUGUUAGUUGAAGAUAAUGAUCAAGAAGAAAGGGAAAUGAGUGCCUUCAAAAAAUCGGACAAAUAUGCAAGAGACAUGGCGUUUAACCUCUUAUCAGCUGGAAGUGAGGCCGUAAGUUCCGGUCUUACUUGGUUUCUUUGGCUUGUGGCAGCUCACCCACUGGUAGAAAAGAGUAUUGUAGAAGAGAUGAAAACAAAUUUAAAUGCAAAAGGAGAUGAGAAGGGGAGGUAUUUCAGUUUUGGAGAGCUAUCUAAGCUAAAUUAUCUCCAAGCAGCUAUAUGCGAGUCCCUCCGACUCUAUCCACCCGUACCUUUCGAGCACACAGUUUCGAUUGACUCGGACAGUCUUCCAAGCGGGCAUCGAAUCGGCAAAAAUACAAGGGUUAUUUAUUGUCCUUACUCAAUGGGAAGGAUGGAAGAGAUAUGGGGGGAAGAUUGCCUAGAAUUCAAGCCAGAGAGGUGGAUUUCAAACAAGGGAGAAAUCAAACAUGUGUCGCCUUACAAGUUCAUAGCAUUUAAUGCAGGGCCGAGAACUUGUAUAGGCAAGGACUUGGCCAUGGUGGAAAUGAAAGCUGUUGGCGCCGCUGUGAUAUGGAAUUAUAGCUUGAAUGUGGUUGAAGAUCAUCCUAUUUUACCAGCUAAUUCUAUAGUCCUUCAUAUGAAACAUGGCUUGAUGGUUAGAGUAUUGAAGAGAUGUCUUUCCUAG
Messenger RNA from Populus nigra (black poplar), 738 nucleotides. RefSeq names its product alkane hydroxylase MAH1-like. Lineage: Eukaryota; Viridiplantae; Streptophyta; Magnoliopsida; Malpighiales; Salicaceae. Gene Ontology annotation, molecular function: heme binding; iron ion binding; monooxygenase activity. The transcript has a single exon. The record is from RefSeq and is a predicted model, not a curated record. Bases 1 to 738 code for a protein of 245 amino acids.